Messenger RNA from Colletes gigas, 4698 nucleotides. Its product is annotated as protein tyrosine phosphatase type IVA 1. The coding region runs from base 1294 to 1821 and encodes 175 amino acids. Gene Ontology annotation, biological process: protein dephosphorylation. The record is from RefSeq and is a predicted model, not a curated record. The transcript has 6 exons. NCBI's taxonomy places the organism in Eukaryota, Metazoa, Arthropoda, Insecta, Hymenoptera, Colletidae. Gene Ontology annotation, cellular component: nucleus. Gene Ontology annotation, molecular function: phosphatase activity.
UGCGUUACAACUCGAUCAUGUGAUAUAAUUAAGGGUCGAUGCGUUUGGAUGUUUAGGAAGUACCGUUUGAUAUUAAUGAAAUGAUUGCUAGGUAUCAUAGUCAAUCGUAACUUGUGGAGAUUCGCCAAUGUUGAUCGCGUCGUUGAAGAUGACGUAAAAUUCAAUUACAUUAAGAACUGUUCGCGCAGAGCUGCGUUUGGUACACCGAGACACUCUGUAUGGAAACUGAUUACCUUGAAACGCAACAGCGAGCACACCUGCGGAGGUUACGUGGAAAUAUAAUCGUCUUAGAAAUCGAGUUCCGACCGGGUGGCCUUGACGCGCGCCAGAACUUCUGAAUUUCAGCUCGAUGGUUAUUUUAGAGCAGAACCAGACACACGUUUCUAAUUGACAUCCCUAAUGAGUUUUUUUUUUUUUAUAUAUUGUGUUUCCAAACGUCAUGGUACGCGGCUGGUACGUGUCAGUAGGUCACGGUGGGAGUCGACGGACCGACGGUUAUAUUCAGUGAUUUCAAAAGAGCUUUUGACAUGGUUGACAUUGUGCUUCUGAAUCGACGUAAUGGUGAUUGUUUCGCUCGAUAACAUCGCUAUUUAAGCCGCCAGUAAGUUUCCUGGUGAGUGCAUCCUCACAUACAUGGAGUUUCAGCUGGAUAGCGCAGAAUACUGCCAGGCUCAACACAAAUAGAGAGACACGCCCAAACACCCUAGAACCUGCUAGGUAUCAUUAAAGGAGAAGUAAGGAGGAAUCUUAAUUGGGCAAAAGAAAAUUUGAUAAUUUGGGAUCGUUGCCUCGAAAUCACUAAAUCAUCAGCUAGUCAUUGCGCGAGACAUAAAGGAUUUAAAUAGAAUCAAUUGUUAAUUUACAAUAUUAAAUGCAAGCAUCAUAGUUACUGAGCGCACCUGAUCCAGGCGCACCCAGUGCCAAAUAGAUAAUCUUCCAAAUCGUAGUCAAGGGUUCCAAGUGAGAAUCGAUCGCAUAUCAACAACGCCUAAUGUAACGUAGCCCUCACCCUUUCAGCGAAAUUCGCACCCCAACAACCCUUCUCGAGGUCUACAUGUAAACCCACUGUUCUGUCCUCUGUAAAAAAAUAAACAAGUAUUCAAUUAGUUAAAUGAGAAACAACUUAAUAAGACUGACAUCUAUGGGCUAAGUUGUCAAAUUCAGCCUUUGUUGCUUCGUAUAGUGUGGCACGUUGUAAAAGUGAAGAGAAACAGUGUCGUACAAAAAUCAUUAAAAAAGAGUUAGAACAAUAAAAAAAAAAGUAGGAGUACACCACUUGUUGUCCAAGAGGAAAUGAGCAACAUGAGGGUGAAGGACAUCAGGCCGGCGCCCGCCGAAAUCGAAUACAAAAAUAUGAAGUUCCUCAUUACUGAUCGGCCCAAUGAUCAGACCAUUCAUACUUUUAUUCAAGAACUGAAGAAGCACAAUGUGAAAGAAGUAGUGAGGGUCUGCGAACCAACGUACAAAAUUGAGGAACUUAAAGCAGAAGGGAUCAAUGUCAUAGACUUGGUGUUCGACGACGGUACAUUUCCACCGAAUGAAGUCGUCGACGAAUGGUUUGAACUGCUGAAAAACCGGUUCCGCGAGUCUUCUGAUGCAUGCGUGGCAGUACAUUGCGUCGCAGGACUUGGCAGAGCACCAGUCUUAGUUGCACUUGCUCUUAUUGAAUUGGGUCUAAAGUAUGAAGAUGCAGUCGCGUUAAUCAGGGAAAAAAGACGAGGCGCCAUCAACGCAAAGCAGCUGGCCUACCUUGAAAAAUAUCGUCCCAAGUCUCGGUUGAAGCUCAAAAAUGGACAGAAGAACUCCUGCUGCGUCCAUUAGAUUAAACGAUUUCUUUGAAAAGUUACUAAUUCAUACUGAUUGGUAUACCAAAUUGUAUAGGUUUUCAUGCCUGGUAACAAGAGACAUACUGUAUCGACUCUGUUUUGAAAGGCCUAUCAAUGGAAAUGCAACUCAACUACUUAUUUACUAAACAAUUUUUAACGCUAUAUUUUGCACCAUCUAAUUAUUCGUUAUAAACCAAAUAAUUAUAAAGUGGAAAUUGUUUACAAUUGUUUUUCACUUUUAUUUUAUGAAAUUUUUGUAUUUAUUUUUGAUACUAAAUUAAUAUUGAAUGCUGCUGAACUGGAAGAAGCCUUCUGCACAUGAUAAAAGUAGGAAUAAAUUUGACUGGAUCUGAUUACUUGUAUAAUAAAAAAAAUUGGAUCAACUUGUGCAUUACAUGACAUAACGUAGUGUCUGGUUUAAGACUAUUGUGUACAAGAAUUUCGGAAGGCUGCAUUUAUUUGGUCCAAGAAAAUAAAAUAUGCAAUACGUUACCAAUCAAUUUAUGAAUAUUUAGUUGAUGCGUUAUUUACAUAAAAUAUUUUAGGGAUAGUUGGAGAAAAUAAACUUCAGACUCUGAUGAUUUUUUUGUAAAGAUAGUUCCUUUGGUGCUACGGUCGUAUCCAACUGUCAGCAAACGUAGCUUUUUAAAGGAAUGAGUGCAAUAAAGUCUUACAUUUUCUAGAACAAUUGAACACAGAAAAUGUAUAAGUGUCUUAUCAACAAUUUUUUAACUUGAAAAAUGAACGAACGAUUCACACAUGUUUCGCAUAUAACAUGAACAAGAAAAUAAAAUAAUAGCAAGAUCUGUACGGGGAUUUCUUGUAAAAAGAACAAGAUCAUAAGUUAAAAUAUAUUUAUUAAAGAACAUGCAUCCUAUACAUUCAAUAAAGUGUAUACAAGAAUAUGUACAUUGUAGGUGAUCCAACCUGAUCAAAUUUGAUUAAACUGGUGUGUACAUUGUGUAUAUUGCAAAUAUUCUUUGAACACGAUAAAUAUUCUUUAUUCUCGCAAGUAAUGGAAAUCGAUACUCGAUUUGAAUCGAGUAUUUGAAGCGACUCAAUGUGUUGCCUAAUAAUUAACAUUAUAAUGCAACAUAUAUUUUGAGACACUUAUCACAUUUGUAAAGAGAAUACCAAAUUUGUAUAAAAUAAAAAAGUAACAAAAAUUCUCAAAUACUUUAAUGAACAACUUUGUGAAUACUAGUUUUAAAACAUGAACUGCACCAUUCAGUUUAGUUAGCGGUGAUUUGUAAUAAUAUAAACCUCGGUAAGCAUAUUUAUCGUUACGUAUUCAGUAACCAUUAAUUUAAUAAAUAUUGGAUAGAAAACGUUGACGUUUCGUUCAGAGAUGUUGUAGGACUCCUCGGUAAGGCUAAUCGAACAAAUUUGGUCUUAGAAAACGCGACUCGACGGAUAUUGUAAUUGAUUCGUAUGCAUAGAAUUUCUAGGUUAAAUUGAAACUACGAGAAACUGUUUUAAGCAAAUUACUACCUGUUGGUGUUGGAGACUUGAUCAGUACAAGAGUUUAAAGUCAACAAAAUUUCAAAUAGAAAAAUAAUUUCUUAGUCGUCGUAUGUGUCAAGGCAUAAAUUAAAGCAAAUGAAUGGUUUAGCCAGCGGUGAUUUUUAAUUAAUAUAAGUCCUAUGUGAAUAGGUUUUUGCGAAAUGGAAUUUAAUUCUUGAAUUAUCUUAAUCGUAGACCAAUGAUAUCUUCUGAGGGGCAUUGUUUCUCAAGGAGAAAAUACACUCUUGAAACAAUCGUCAACAAAUAAAUGAAAGGAAUUCUUUGAUCUCUUCGUAAUCUUGUUGAUUUGCCAACAAAGAUUAGUGGACAGUUGCAAUUGAAGAUAUUAAAUGGAAAAGUAAAUUAUUUAGUUAUAAAUUUUGCAUACUUUAAGGCUCGAUUAAAAUUAUUUCGAAGUAAAAGAUCGUUCAAAUCCUCGGAUUGUGAUAUAUUUGUUGAUCCUUUGCGAGCGGAUAUUUCGAUGUACAUGCAAAACGAUAAAUGUAUAUUGUUGGCUAUAUUCAGAUACCACCAACAAAGGAAUAAAUUAAUGGUUACUGAACAUACAGCGUCAAUAAAUCACUACCGAGUCUUAUAUUAAUUAAUAUCAGUGGCUGCUAAACUGUUACGUUACUCUAGUUUAUAUUUUAAAACAUGCCGCAACUAAAUAAUCAUUUUUCUAUUUGAGAUUUCGUUGACUUUAAACUCUUAUAUUGUUCAAGUCUUUAAUACUAUUUGUUGGUAAUUUGCUUAAAAACGUUUCUCGCGGUUAAUCGCAACAUCCAGUCGUGUCUAAAUCGAAAUUUACUGAAUCAGCGUUACCGAGGAGUCCAUCGACAUCUCUGGAUGAAAAGAAAAAUGUUUAACAUAGAAUCUAUUAAAUUUUUUGAGGUUAUCGAGUGUGUCAUUAUAAAGAGCACUACUGAGAGUCUUAAACUAAUUAAAAUUACCGCUGGCUGAACCGUUAUUUCACUUUAGUUUAUAUUUUGAAAUAUACGAUGACUAAACAAUUAUUUUUCUAUUUGGAAUACUAGUUUUUUAAACUGUUAACAUUAACGAAAGAAGCAUAGCGUUGCAUUUCCAGUGGCAUGCCGAAUCGAUGGGUGUUCAUAACUCUUAUUGAACUUGGAAUCUGCGUUAACUUGAAUAACGAAUAUUGUGAAACAAAAUGAAGUAAUUAUCACUCCAGAGUUAUAUAUCACUUUUAUCGUAGCUUAACGGCAAUUUCACCAAAAUUUUUUAAACAUCUACUUUUAUUCGAUAAAUUUUAGAAGCUGCAUACGCGUUUUGUGUGAAGCGUCAUAAUUAUAUUCGCAAUUUUGGUAAAAUUGUCGGUGAUGCUGAACGCCACACUAAACUGUGUUCAAAA